Haliotis rufescens (red abalone) is the source of this 1674-nucleotide messenger RNA. RefSeq lists its product as uncharacterized. NCBI's taxonomy places the organism in Eukaryota, Metazoa, Mollusca, Gastropoda, Lepetellida, Haliotidae. The transcript has 5 exons. The record is from RefSeq and is a predicted model, not a curated record. Bases 251 to 1315 code for a protein of 354 amino acids.
UACGUGCUUUGCAUGUAGAAAACCAGACCGGACGUCGAUACUUGGAGUGGUAUUUGAACUUGUUUACAGUCAAACCUAUUUUAAGGAAACCAUGCACCAGACCAUAAAUCAUAUUCGAAACAUUGUUCUCCUUUUUAUUGCAUCCAUAAAGUAAUUCGGUGGACGUUGAGAAGGCUAUAUAACUAGAGCUACACUAUUGUCGGAUAGCACAGACUGAACUACCUGCAGAGCGUUUGUGUUAAAUGACAGCAUGGAUAUCAACACUAACGUGCCAAUUUGGAUCUCCAUAUUGUUGAUGUUGACAACUUUGUCAGACCAACAACCAGCCAAUUCUAACAUAUCAUUCAAAGUCAGCCCAGGACGAAUCGUACUUGGUGGCCUGGGCCAAACAAACCGGCUGAGUUUAACAUGUUCACACCCAGAAGGAAGGGCAAUCCAGGCGAUGGAGGUCGGCAAGAUUCUUGAUAACAAGAGAAAAAAGAUGGCGACACUCCGACAUGGAGACCGAGGGCCUCAGAUUGUUGAUGACUCAAUAAGAAAACGUGCUUCUUCUUCCGGGAUCAUCACUGAUGUGGGUGGUUCUAUUCACAUCAGCUUGUAUCAGCUCAUGUGUGAUGACCGAGGGACAUACUACUGCAGAUCAAACUCCACCCACAACAGAACCAACGUGUUGUACCGCAAUGUCACGGUCACAGCAACUCCCCACAUCCCUUACAUGAGGGUGACGCCUCGUGGUUCUCGAUAUCAUACCGGCCUUGACCUCCACAUUAGGUGUAGUGGACGAGUUGGCAGCCAAUUCAACUCUAGCUUGUGGAGAUGGGAGUGGCGCAACGCAAACGAGUCAAACAGCUGGACAGAUUACCCACACUUGGAAAGGAUCAGACAUGAACGUCCGAGCCAGGACCCGGUCAGUAAGUGUGAACUCCAGGCAGCCAGCACGCUCACCCACACCAUCACCGACCUGGACGACUGUCGCCGGAUACGAUGUUCCAUCGGUGUUGCCAAGUACAGUGAUGAAGUCACCAUACGUCUGCUGGAUACCCUUCAUCAGUGUUCCCAAGAUGGUCAGCCAAGCCUACAUCAUGCCACGUUAACUCUCCUCGUGUGUACUGUGUGCAGUCUCCUGGUCACUGGGCUUGGUGUGACAGCACUCUGUCUGACGUUGAGACGGCGUCGGUCAAAACUGCAAGAUGCCGUGGUGGCUCGCUACACGGGACCCCAGGAGACAGGGCUGCAGUUUAUAUCGUACCCCAGCGUUGACACUGCGAUGUAUGGGGACAGUCUGAAAGCUCCCGUGUCAGAUUCUAUCAUUUAGAUGACUUACGGAAAUUUUAUUGCUCAUGAUGUUAACAAAUGCAAUGCGUUUGAUAAAUGUAGAUGUACAUGUCAGAAGCAAAGAAAAGCGCCCGCUUAAUAAAUUUAGGAUUAUAUUUCUGAAAUAUUUUGGGGCAUUUGGAUCCGAUAUUUAAUAUGGUUGUCACGGCAGCUACUGGGACGACAUCGUUCGAGAUCAUGUUCUACAUUAAUUUGCAAUGUAUUUCUUCGUGACCCACAUAGAACAUGACAACAACCGACAUUGCUAUCCAUGUUUGAGAAUUAUCAACCCAUACACAAAGAAAAUCAACACUAUCAAGAAAUCUGUGAUGAUUAUACUUAUAUAUAUUUUCAGUUGAA